Molecule: messenger RNA, 2927 nt
Organism: Corapipo altera (White-ruffed manakin)
Lineage: Eukaryota; Metazoa; Chordata; Aves; Passeriformes; Pipridae
Gene: SLC41A3
Product: solute carrier family 41 member 3
Exons: 10
Coding region: 835-2196 (453 amino acids)
Biological process (GO): monoatomic cation transport
Cellular component (GO): plasma membrane
Molecular function (GO): monoatomic cation transmembrane transporter activity
Source: RefSeq, a predicted model, not a curated record
GUCAUUCAGAGGUACAGCUGGCACAGACCGAUUGUUAUAUCCUGCGGAGACCACGGAGGGGACACGAGGGGCCGGGGUCCAGAAGUGCAGAUCUUCUCUCACCAGCUGGCUCAGCCGUGUCACUUGCCUGGGGAUGAGACCUGUGUAAUAUCGUCGGCUGUGAGAAACGUGGCCCCGUGUUUUCCUUGACCUUUCUUCACCUUGAAGAAGCGUAAAAUGGAUCAGGGUUUUUAACUCCCCACCUCCUCAGCCUUGGGACAGUGAGAAAAGUUCAGUGGUGCUUACGGUGGGAGUGAAGGGACUGGGGCCGGUUCAAGCAGGCUUACAUAUUAAACCGUCGUAUCAAACGCAAGCCACGGUCUGACAAGAAAUGUAACCCGAGGAGAAAGGACACCAGUGCGUUUGAGCAGGCUGAGGGAUUCUUGCAUGACCUGUCACUCUUUCAGUGCCGUAGCCUGAGCAGGUCUUACUGGUUUUUGCCGAAGUGGUGGGAGCUGAAUGGGGUGUGGGUUCAUUUCUAUUCAUCCUCAGACGUCUCUGCAAUCUUCUCUUCUCUUUUUUAAUUUCCCCCUGGAUAUAAAUCAGAGAAAUUGUGUCCAUCAAGUUUGCUGCCACCUGAGCUCAACCCAGCUGAAUCAAUUUUGGAGGAUACCCUUGCUGCAAUCCUCUGGAUGUGCUCCUAGGAGAAGAAGAAGCUAAACCAAUUUGGCAUUGUUACUGUAGUUUGAGGAAAAACAUUUCUUCUGACUUUGGAGAGAGCUACAAGAAGGAUCUAUAUGAUGUCCUGAUCUCCCUCCAUUUUCCCUGCUGAGCAUGGGGUAACAGUGUGUGACCAUGGUGGUCACUCAGUUACAAUUGGAACUGUGCUUCCACGGCAAGAAACUGAGAGGUUUCACCUGCAAGUUGACCAGAUCAGCCAGUGGAUUUCUCCCAGAGACUUCAUUCUCCAUUGCCUCCCAGAUUUUCGUGCCAUUCCUUCUGGCUGGCUUGGGAAUGGUAGCUGCUGGCCUCUUGAUGGAUGUUGUUCAACACUGGGAUGUGUUUCGGACAAUUACUGAAGUGUUUAUCCUGGUUCCUGCCUUGGUUGGCCUGAAGGGCAAUCUGGAGAUGACACUGGCAUCCAGGCUCUCUACUGCUGCUAACACUGGACAGAUGGAUGAUGCCCAGAAGCAAUGGAAAAUGGCCACCUGCAAUUUAGCCCUUAUCCAGGUCCAGGCCACUGUGGUGGGACUACUGGCUGCUGUUGCUGCUGUGAUCCUGGGGGCCAUCUCUAAGGGCUCUGUGGAGCUGAGCCAGGCUGCUGUGCUGUGUGCCAGCAGCGUGACCACGGCCUUCAUAGCUGCACUGUCACUUGGUCUGGUGAUGAUUGGUGUGAUCAUCGGAGCAAGGAAAGUUGGGAUCAAUCCAGACAAUGUUGCCACACCCAUAGCAGCAAGCCUUGGAGACUUGAUAACCCUUUCCCUGCUGGCGGGAAUCAGCAGUACACUCUUCAAAUACAUAGAUGUGAAAUACCUUUCUCCUCUGAUCUGUGCUGUCUUCAUUGUCAUGAUCCCUCUCUGGGUUGCUAUUGCCAAGCAAAACCCUUCUCUUGCUGAAGUCCUGAAAUCUGGAUGGCAGCCGGUUAUUGUUGCAAUGAGCAUCAGCAGCAUUGGUGGGCUCAUCCUGGACAAAACUGUAACUGACCCAAACUUUGAAGGCAUGGCAGUUUUCACACCUGUGAUUAAUGGUGUUGGAGGGAAUCUGGUCGCCAUCCAGGCCAGCCGAAUUUCUACAUUCCUGCACUUCUGGAGCAUGCCUGGAGUUUUGCCAUACAAGAUGAGGCAGAAUUGGCCCAACCCAUGCACCACAUUCUUCUCAUCAGAGGUGAAUUCCAAGUCAGCCCGGGUCCUGUUCCUCCUGGUUAUCCCAGGUCACCUCGUGUUCCUCUACACCAUCCAUCUGCUGCAAGGAGGCCACACAUCUCUGUCCUUCACCUUUGUGAUGUUCUAUCUGACUGCUGCUUUGCUGCAGGUGGGAAUCCUGCUCUACGUGGCUGACCUAAUUGUGCGUCUGAUGUGGAGGAAGGCUCUGGAUCCGGAUAAUUUCUCCAUCCCCUACCUCACUGCCCUGGGGGAUCUCCUGGGCACUGGAUUCCUGGCCAUCUGUUUCCGCCUGGUUUGGCUCAUCCAUGGUGCAGACAUGAACCCGGGGAACUGAGAGACCACGCGCAGAUCCACAUCCCUCAUGCGAUACGGUGCUUUCCUCUGGGACAACGGGGUACUUGGCGAUGACUGCUGGGUCACCCAGCUGGAUUGGGCCUCCCCUGACACCUCCCCUCCCCAUUGUGCCUUACAGCUGGGCUUGCCCGCCCUGAGGAAUCAGCACCCACAGACUUGUACCCUGGCAAGUGAGCGAGCCGGUUUUAAGAAGUGCCCGCUGCUCACACCUGCACCCAGCAAACAAGGGGCUAAGGAGCAUUUGGGCCAUUGGUAAUGAAUGAGCAUUUUGGUCGGUGGUUUCAGUCCACCUACACAGCCCUGAGGCUGCUCCAAAGCCUGCCGAGGUCACUGCACCUGAUCCUCCAGGUGGAUGUUGCAGCCCCUCCGUGUGUAACUCUGACUUUCUCUCAAGGGAAAUUCUUUAUUCACCCCCCUUUCCUUCUGCUGAAUCCCUGGAGGAGGAGAGCAACUAGGUCUUUAAACUUGUCUCCUCUCCAUGGCUCAUCAGACGCUCAGGAUCUGAGGCAGUGAGCUGCUGGCUCACGCCCAGCAGGAGGUUAUGUAGGGAUACCACCUACCUGCCCUGGCAGCAUCACUGGUGUCUGACCGACAAGCUGGUUUGAUUGCAUUUUGGGGGUAGGAAGGUUUGUUUUUACGGUUUAUGAAAUACCCAGUAGUUAAAAUGUUUAUAGAAACACACAUAUAAAUAAAGUGGGUAAAAAAAAAAAA